Messenger RNA from Phymastichus coffea, 726 nucleotides. Its product is annotated as protein CREG1-like. Lineage: Eukaryota; Metazoa; Arthropoda; Insecta; Hymenoptera; Eulophidae. The transcript has 6 exons. The record is from RefSeq and is a predicted model, not a curated record. Bases 17 to 637 code for a protein of 206 amino acids.
GCAAAGCUGCACCAAAAUGUUUGCCAAAAUCUCCAUAGUCUCCGUUGUGAUUCUCGCAGCGCUUGCAAGCUCAGCUCGCUUGCCACCAUCAUCUACUAAGCAUGCAUUGAUGGCUAGAUAUAUUGUGAACGAAGCCGAAUGGACAUCCAUUGCUACUAUCAGCGUGAAUAAAAAAAUCAAGGGCUACCCGUUUGCGAAUUUGAAAUCAGUCGCUGACGGAGCAAUCGGCAAGGGCAACGGUAUACCUUACCUAUUCUUAACACCCUUGGAUUUCUCAGUUCUGGAUCUUGCUGCAGACCCGCGUGCUACAUUCAUGAUGAGCCUGGCUCAAGGUGAUUAUUGCCAUGAUAUGGGCUUCGAUCCAAUGGACCCGCGUUGCGGUAGAGUGAUCCUCACUGGCAAAGUCAAGAAGAUCGAAGAGGACGAUGUCGAACACGAAGUUGCAGAAAACGCUGUUUUCACUCGUCACCCAUGGCUGAAGCAAAUGCCGCCAAACCACAAAUUCUUCUUCGCUAAAUUGGACAUUGAAAAUAUUGUCGUACUUGCCCAAUUUGGAGAUCCCCAGUACGUCAACGUUAAGGAAUAUUUCGAUGCCAACGGUGAUGCUAUCGAAGAAUACGCCAAGCUUUAUCGUUAAUGAUUCAGAUGGAAUUCAGUCUUCGAUAUUGAAUAAUGUACAUUUAUUUAUCGUAAAUAACAAUAUGAUAUUUAUUAAAUAAUGAAAUU